CUUCCUGCUCUCUCUUAUGUCAGCGUGACUUUGGCUCAUCAUAACUGACCUGACUGAGUGAGCUGCAUCAUCUUAAAAAAUGUUGCUUAUAUCAAACAGGUUGAAAUUAUGUUCACUGGCAUUUACAGCCGCUCGCAUGUAUAGCAGCGGCCCUGCCACCGCUAACAAAAACCCAACGGUUUUCUUUGAUAUGGCUGCAGACAACGAGCCUCUCGGUAGAGUAACCUUUGAGCUCAACGCCGAAGUUGUGCCCAAAACUGCAGAAAACUUCAGGGCAUUGUGCACAGGGGAACAUGGCUUUGGUUACAAGGGAUCAAUUUUCCACCGGGUGAUCCCUCAGUUCAUGUGCCAGGGUGGAGACUUCACUAACCACAAUGGAACUGGAGGGAAGUCCAUUUAUGGAUGGAAGUUUCCCGAUGAAAACUUCAAACUGACGCACAGUGGACCUGGGAUCUUGUCUAUGGCCAACGCUGGACCCAACACCAACGGCUCCCAGUUCUUCAUCUGCACCAGUAAAACAGAAUGGCUGGAUGGCAAGCAUGUUGUCUUUGGCAGCGUGAAGGAGGGUAUGGACGUGGUCAAGAAAGUGGAGUCUUUCGGUUCACGGUCUGGGCGAACCUCCAAGAAGAUCACUAUCACAGACUGUGGAGAACUCAAGUAGAUUUCAUGUAAGAAGAGGACACGGUCAUAGUCUCAUCUCCUGCUGUAAUUUCAAUGUGAGAGUUAGGGUGAAAGAGGCUCUUUCUUCAGCCGUGACAGAGUGCUACCUCUCUUCGCUGAUAAUAGAUUCUUCUCAUUUUUUAUAUGCAUUAUGUGCAACUUAAAGCCACUUCAAAUGUGAACUUGUAUUAUGAAAUAGAAAAUGUGAAGUCCACCAUUAAUUCAUUAACAAGCACUUAAACUGGUUCAGAAGAAACAGCAUUUAUUUGCAAAUAAAGUAAUUUUUU
Molecule: messenger RNA, 947 nt
Organism: Scomber scombrus (Atlantic mackerel)
Lineage: Eukaryota; Metazoa; Chordata; Actinopteri; Scombriformes; Scombridae
Product: peptidyl-prolyl cis-trans isomerase A-like
Exons: 6
Coding region: 80-661 (193 amino acids)
Biological process (GO): regulation of mitochondrial membrane permeability involved in programmed necrotic cell death; cellular response to hydrogen peroxide; protein folding
Cellular component (GO): mitochondrion
Molecular function (GO): peptidyl-prolyl cis-trans isomerase activity
Source: RefSeq, a predicted model, not a curated record